Messenger RNA from Helobdella robusta, 231 nucleotides. RefSeq lists its product as hypothetical. The annotation marks the transcript as partial. The transcript has 2 exons. Gene Ontology annotation, biological process: cell differentiation; regulation of DNA-templated transcription; anatomical structure morphogenesis. The record is from RefSeq and is a predicted model, not a curated record. NCBI's taxonomy places the organism in Eukaryota, Metazoa, Annelida, Clitellata, Rhynchobdellida, Glossiphoniidae. Gene Ontology annotation, molecular function: DNA-binding transcription factor activity, RNA polymerase II-specific; RNA polymerase II cis-regulatory region sequence-specific DNA binding.
AAGAUGAGGAAGCACGUCGUCAGGCCGAUGAAUGCCUUCAUACUCUGGUCACAACACGAGAGGAAGAAAAUGGCCCAGAACAAACAAGAGGUGCACAACGCUGAGAUCAGCAAGCAACUGGGCGCCAGGUGGAAACAUCUGGACGAUAAGGAGAAGCAGCUGUUCAUCGAGGAGGCAGAAAGGUUGAGACUGUUGCACACUAGGGAGUACCCCGAUUAUAAAUACAAACCC